AUGUUUACUAUUGCUUCGAUUGCUACUCUCCGACCUCCGUAUACGCCGCCGUCUACAACUCAACAGCCUACGACCGCCCGUAACUCCUUACCCAAACGCGCGUGUAGGUAUGAGCUUUCACAUUUGACCCCAUUUCUCAACGUUACAUUUUGUUGAUUUUUUUUUUUUUUUUUGGAUUUCACAUUUUGUAGAUAGCGCGUUUCAGUCUACGAUCGUCCGUACACAACGCCACAUCCAACAUGAACUGACGUCGUUCCGAUACCGUUUAGCCCGCACACGGCGUGUGCCCCAACCGACAUAA
Cinara cedri is the source of this 301-nucleotide messenger RNA. Lineage: Eukaryota; Metazoa; Arthropoda; Insecta; Hemiptera; Aphididae. The record is from the annotation of a GenBank genome assembly.